CCCACUUUCUCACUCUAAUCAUCCUCCCCUCUGUCUUCUAUUCCAUCUUCCCUGUCUACAGAGAGAGAGUGCCAUCAAAACAGCAGCCAUCUUAGAGAGAGAAAGACAAGUUAGUGAGAGAAAGAUGGAGGGAAAGGAAGAGGAUGUGAAGCUUGGAGCCAACAAGUUCUCAGAGAGACAACCCAUUGGAACUGCAGCUCAAAGCGGGGACAAGGACUACAAGGAACCACCCCCUGCUCCAUUGUUUGAGCCUGAAGAGCUCAAGUCAUGGUCCUUUUGGAGGGCAGGAAUUGCAGAGUUCAUAGCCACCUUUCUCUUUCUGUACAUAACUGUGCUCACAGUUAUGGGGGUGAAGAAAGAGAAAACCAUGUGCACUUCGGUGGGGAUUCAGGGGAUUGCUUGGGCCUUUGGCGGGAUGAUCUUCGCUCUUGUUUACUGCACUGCUGGUAUCUCAGGUGGUCACAUAAACCCAGCAGUAACAUUCGGGCUCCUUUUGGCGAGGAAGCUGUCUCUUACAAGGGCGGUGUUCUACAUGAUAAUGCAAUGCCUGGGUGCAAUCUGUGGAGCUGGAGUGGUGAAGGGGUUCGAGAAGGGGAGGUAUGAGGUUCUCGGUGGUGGUGCGAACACAGUGAACCAUGGCUACACUAAGGGCGAUGGACUCGGUGCGGAGAUUGUCGGCACCUUCGUUCUUGUUUACACUGUCUUCUCUGCAACUGAUGCUAAGAGGAAUGCUAGGGAUUCUCAUGUUCCUAUCCUGGCUCCCCUUCCAAUUGGGUUUGCAGUGUUCCUGGUGCAUUUGGCCACCAUCCCCAUUACAGGCACAGGCAUCAACCCAGCUAGAAGCCUUGGAGCUGCCAUCAUCUUCAACAGAGAUCAGGCAUGGGAUGACCAUUGGAUUUUCUGGGUUGGACCAUUCAUUGGAGCUGCCCUUGCUGCUGUUUAUCACCAGAUAGUCAUCCGAGCCAUUCCAUUCAAGACCAGGGCUUAAACUCCUCUCUCUAUCUUUGUCUUUCUCUCUCUAACUUAUCUACAUUUUUAUUUGUUUUUGUGUCUGAUUUUGGUGUAUUUUAGGGUUCUUAUGAUUGUUGAUUGGCAUGGCAUGGGGACCUUGGUUUGUGUAAGAAAGUGUGGAUCUGGUUUAUGGUCAUGUAGAUUUUGCAAGGAUUAAUGUUGAUAUGCUUGCUAUUGAGAAAUUUAAUUUAUCUUGGAUUCGCCAA
Molecule: messenger RNA, 1217 nt
Organism: Amborella trichopoda
Lineage: Eukaryota; Viridiplantae; Streptophyta; Magnoliopsida; Amborellales; Amborellaceae
Product: aquaporin PIP1-2
Biological process (GO): transmembrane transport
Cellular component (GO): membrane
Molecular function (GO): channel activity
Source: RefSeq, a predicted model, not a curated record